Messenger RNA from Mesorhabditis belari, 129 nucleotides. NCBI's taxonomy places the organism in Eukaryota, Metazoa, Nematoda, Chromadorea, Rhabditida, Rhabditidae. The record is from the annotation of a GenBank genome assembly.
AUGGUGAUCUUUUCCGAUGAGAAGAAAUGGAAUUUGGAUGGCCCCGAUGGCGUUGGCUACUAUUGGAGGGAUCUUCGACGUGAUCCGAUGGUGUUUGGAACUCGAAACUUUGGCGGUGGUCCUGUGAUG